AUGGGCUCCUUCGAUGUUGCUACAGCUAGGGACAAGUUCCCGGCCUUACAACAGAAGCAGGUCUUUUUGGACAAUGCUGGAGGAAGUCAGACCCUUGGGACGGUCAUAGACGCCAUUUGCAACUACCUCUCAAAGACCAAUGUCCAACUGGGAGCGUCCUACGCCGUUGGCAAGAAAUCCAACGCCCUUUAUAGAGAUGGAUAUCCUGCUAAUGAUCAAAAAAAAAAAAAAGUCCUCGGAGCUUCUACGACAUCACUCUUCCGCACCCUCUCCUUCUCCCUCAACUUCCCCGCCGGCUCCGAGAUCAUCAUCUCCAAGGUCGACCACGAAGCGAACAUCGCCUCCUGGGUGGACAUAGCCGCUCGGCAAAACCUCACCGUGAAAUGGUGGAUCCCAAAGACCACCACGAAUCCCAAGCUGGAGGCCUCUGACCUCAAGGACCUGCUCUCGGAAAAGACCGUGAUGGUCACGUGUACACACGCCUCCAACAUUCUGGGAACGAUCCACGACAUCGCCGCCAUUGCCGCGGCAGUACACGCCAUCCCGGGGGCUUUGCUGUGCGUUGACGCGGUCGCCUAUGCUCCUCACAGGCAGAUCGAUGUCCAGGCUCUGGGGGUGGACUUUUACUGCUUCAGUUGGUACAAGGUGUACGGGCCUCACAUCUCCAUGCUCUACGCAUCCGAGGCUGGGUUGAAAGCUGUCAAGUCCCUCGGUCAUCACUUCAACCCAUCCAGCACCCUCCAAGAAAAGCUCGCUCUUGCGGGCUCUUGCUACGAACUCACGGCCUCUGUCCCGGCGGUUUUGGAGUACUUUGGACCUGAGCCUGCAGAGUCGUGGGCAAAGAUCGAGAAGCAUGAAGAGCUGCUGCAGGGUACGCUACUGGAAUACUUGAACUCGCGGUCAGACGUGACGGUCAUGGGAGAGAAAGACAAGGAUACCAAGAAGCGGGUCAGCACGAUUUCUUUCGUCGUCACGGGGAAGAAGAGUAGGGAUGUUGUCGAAGCUGUCGAUGCCCUGACAAAUGGAGAAGUGGGGAUAAGAUGGGGUACUUUCUACAGUGUGAGAUUGGCGGAUGAGAUCCUGGGGCUGCCGCAGGAUGAUGGGGUCGUGAGAGUGUCAAUGGUGCACUACAAUACCGUGGAUGAGGUUAAGCAGGUAAUCGGUGUGCUUGAUCAGGUUCUCGGCAAGGCGUAG
Molecule: messenger RNA, 1194 nt
Organism: Drepanopeziza brunnea f. sp. 'multigermtubi' MB_m1
Lineage: Eukaryota; Fungi; Ascomycota; Leotiomycetes; Helotiales; Drepanopezizaceae
Source: RefSeq, a predicted model, not a curated record